Molecule: messenger RNA, 3955 nt
Organism: Spea bombifrons (plains spadefoot toad)
Lineage: Eukaryota; Metazoa; Chordata; Amphibia; Anura; Pelobatidae
Gene: MMRN1
Product: multimerin 1
Exons: 8
Coding region: 99-3635 (1178 amino acids)
Molecular function (GO): calcium ion binding; extracellular matrix constituent conferring elasticity; protein binding
Source: RefSeq, a predicted model, not a curated record
UGCUUCACAUUACGAGCAAAGCAGAAGUUGUAAGGAUGCAUGCCUGAAACAAAUGAGAGCUACCAAAAAACAGAUAUCAGUGUAUCUCAGCCUUUAGGAUGAAGUUAACAUUACUGAUCAUUCUCUUGUGCCUAGAUAGGGCCAGAGCGAGAGGGGAUUCAGAUGAUAUUAGUGAGAAAAAAUGGAUGGCAAUUGAAGACACAGAGGACAUAAUAUCUGGUAGUACAGAUAAAAUGUACAAUGAAUUAAUCAGUGAGAGUAAUGCUACAACAGCAAGUGAGAUUGAUGAUGAUGAAAGCACAACUCUGCCAUAUUCAACUAUUCUUUCAACUGUCUCGUCAACAUCAAAAAAGGAGGAGAUGGAAAUGCUUGAAAAGAUAGUAAAAGCUCUUUCGGAGCCAUCAUUACCAACCAGUGCUGGAUCUACAAAGCUCAGCAAGUCAAAUACUGAUCAAGUGGAACUUAAAGACAACACAAAGAGUGGACAAAAUGACAUUACACGAGUGAUGCCUGCAGAAAGGAAAAUGAUUGUAACUCAACAAAAAGAGAAUCAUUCAUCCAGACCCAACAUGCCGUCCAAGCAGAAACCCAGCUUUGAAACUACUCGGGGAAAGAAUUGGUGCGCAUAUGUUCACACAAGACUGACGCCAACUGUAGCGGUGGACAAUGUGGAAACAUAUGUUUCUGUAAGAGGAAACCCCUGCGCUUGGAAUAACGGAGGCUGUUCAGUGAGGAAUCGUAUAAUCUCGCAGCCAGUUUAUAGAAUGAGACAUAAAAUAGUGACAUCUCUGGAAUGGAAAUGCUGCCCAGGGUAUAGUGGAGAGAAGUGCCAAGUAACAGCUCGACCAGUCCAGAUGCAAGCAGAGAGCAAUCUUGCUGACAAUGCAGUUGAUUCAGGAGACAAGAAAGCUACGUAUGACCCAGCACUGCAUCAAAAGCUGGCUGACCAGAUUUACAACCAAGACAUCAAGUUGAUGCUGUUGCAGAGGAAAGUGGAGAACUACUCUUCAAGCAUGACUGAAGUUCACAAGACACUGAGCUCUCUAGAAGGAAAAAUUAACAAUGAUUAUAAAGAGAAAGAAGUGCAAUCGUUAUUAAAAGAUCUAAAGUCUAAAAGUAUCACAGAGCUAAUUAAGGAUGUUGUUAAAGACCAAUUCAAAACAUACCAAAUGGAAACACAAGAAACAAUAGCGCAACUCUUUAAAAGUAUGUCAGGGAUGUCUGUUGAACUUGAGAGAACAAAGCAAAUUGUAAAAGAGCUUAAUGAGACAAUAAGAACCACCGGCCAUAGUUGCAUCACGGAAGAGGAGAACAAGCCAACUAUGGAGGACAUAUUAGAACUUAAGAAUCGGGUGGAACAUUUAAAAAACACAGCUUUUGUUUGCACUACUUCUUUCAAAGACAUGGAGAAGAAGCACAGUGCUUUAGAAAAGGAGCUGGAACAUGAGAAAUCAAGAAACAUAAUCUACUUUGAUAGUCUCAAUAACACUUUGUCUAAGAUGAAGGAGAUUCAUGGAGAACUUUUGUCUGAUAACAAUGCUAAGGGUCAACUUCCUUCUAUACUUGUUAAUCAUGCCGGUGAUAAUAUCACUGAGUAUCUGCUUUCUUUGCAAGACAGAGUAAAGAAACAGAACAUUAUGAUGCUACAGCUCUAUGAUGAUAUCAACGUGCAAGACAAUAAGAUCAAUAACCUUACCAUAACAUUAGAACAGCAGAAGCAAUCCAUUGAAAGGGCGUGUGAAGACAAGUACACAUCCUGCAAAGACGAUUUCCAGAAAAAGCUUAAAGGAACAGAAGAAAAUGUUCUCGUCCUAAACAAAACUGUGUCUGAUGUUGUCAUUCCUCUGGAUGACAAGAUUGAUAAAAUGAACGAGCAAAUAAAUGACUUAUGCUAUGAUAUGGAAAUAUUACAACCUCUGAUCGAAAAGGGAGCUCCCUUUAGCAUGACAGCCGAAUACGAGCACCAAAGUGAUGUAGGAGAAUUUAAAAGACAGCUUAAAAAUCUUACGGAUGUUAUUAAUUACUUGAGUACCAGGGUCCAAGAACUUACAGAAGAACAAUCAGCACUUAAAAAUGAUGCUAGAAGUCAAGAGCAGGCAUUUGAAAGGCGUAUUAAUGAAUGUCUUACAACAGUAGAAGACGGCCUUAACAAUACCAUGGACAUCCUUAACAAUGCUGUUGAUUCCAUUCACGAUGAUUUUGUGCAGAAAUCAGACAUACCCAACAUAGGACACAUGUUACAGACUCACAAUGCUACAGCAGAAAAAGUAGAGAGCAUACUGCUAAGUCUUCCUCUCCUUCAUCAGAUUAAUGAAACUUUGCAGAGAUUGGUUACUAAAGACGGACAUGAUUUGGACGAGACUGGAAUUGUCUCUAACCCUCCAAAGGAUGAAAUCAACAGCAACGUUUCCACUUCUUUUGCUAAUCUGUCCGAAAAAGUAGAUACAUUAAUAUUCAGAUCAGACCAAUGUCAGGAAAACAUCAUCCAAAUGGAAACAAAGCUACAAUUUUCUGGCAUAGAGAUAAAAAGCUGUCUGUCUCGACUGCAGAAUAUAGAAUCUCAAGUAAAUACUAUUCUAGCAAACCCUACUAGUUCAUCUAAAUCUAAACCAGAUGAAGGACCAGCUAAAGGAGUACAGGAUCUCUACACUAGAAUAAAAGCCCUUGAGUUUAAGACAAUACUGUUAUCGACAAGCAUGCCUCGUUUAAACAAAACAGCGUCUGAGGCCAAGGGCUUAUGUCAAACUGUGUUUAUCACUAUCAGAAAAGUAAAUGAAAGUGUACCAAAACUAAUUAAAGCAACACAACCUAAUAUUACAAGUCUGCAAAAGGGAUUUGAAGAGUUGAUGACGUCCUUAAUUGAAGCAAAAAUGCAAGCAAUCAUGUCAAACCUAUCUAACUAUGUAGAUAACAGCAUGUCUGAUGUUACAAAUAAUAUUGCAAAGCUUCAAAAGCAGAUGAAAGUGUUAAUGAAGAAGCCAGUGCCUCCAAAAAAGACAAAUGCAAAUUCAACUGUGUCUUUAAUUGGUCGGAGCCAAAGGAACUCAGACAUUGCUGACGAAGGCGAUGAACCAUCCAGUUGCAGCAGUUCUCCAUGUUACAAUGGUGGGACUUGCAUUAAUGACAGGAAGACCUUUGUUUGUGCUUGCCGACAUCCUUUUGGGGGAGCCAACUGCAGCCUUAAGAUGUCAGAUGAAAAUGCUCAGUCUCCUGAUUUUACAAAAGGAUCUUACCGCUAUGCACCAAUGGUGGCAUUUUACGUGUCUCACACAUACGGAAUGACAGCUCCAGGGCCCAUCAAGUUCAAUCAUUUAUACGUGAAUUAUGGAUCUUCAUACGCUCCCGGCACUGGAAAAUUUAAUGUACCAUACCUUGGGGUGUAUGUUUUUAAAUACACCAUUGAAUCCUUUAGUCCUCGUGUAUCAGGUUAUUUGGUUGUUGAUGGAGUGGACAAAAUUGCUUUCCAAUCAGAAAAUAUGAAUAGCAACAUGUACAGUGACAGAGUGGUUACUGGUGAUGCUUUAUUGGAGCUCAAUUAUGGUCAAGAAGUCUGGUUGAGAUUGGCAACAGGAUCAAUUCCUGCACAAUACCCCCCUGUCACCACUUUUAGUGGUUACUUAUUAUACCGCACAUAAGAAAGAAUACAGAUAACAUCAUAAUACAAAUAAUUUAUAUUGCAUGUCCAAUAAAAUGCCAGUAGAUAUUCAAAGUGAGCACUAAUGUAAUGCGGAAGAAUAAAUAUGCAGAUAUUGAGAAAAGGAAUCUAAUCCCAUGGUGUCCAUGUAAAGUGGAUUUUCAUAACCUGGUUCUGCCUGUUUCCAAUUCACAUUAAGCCCAUUUACUCUCUUAAAUGGGUUGUGAAGAACAGGGCCACAGUGGUCCUAAGUAUAGAUAUGGCCUCUUGUUCCAAUUCCCUUAAACAGAUUGGAUAUUACAGAAAAGGCCAUGGGGGGGG